UUUUUCUGUCCGGGUCGGUCGUUAUACGCCUCAAGUUUCCCAGCCUCUGCAAUAAAGCUACCGUGUCCAAGAAAGUCUACAUGUAGGCCUACAGGUCAGAUGGUAAACCUGCGGAGAAAAGUUAGUACUUUGUACCUGCGCGAGGCCUACACAGUUAUGAGUGAUACCUGAUAUUACAGCUACGUUCAACUACAAAAUACUCAUUCCCUAAAGACAGAUCAGGACAAAACUACCCUUUUCCAGACUUUGAUAACCUGACCUUCUCACAGCUGAGGAAAUUUUAACAUGACCCUGCCCUUAGAUGUACAGGAACUGAUAUAAUUAAUAUGACUAAAGUCGUUGCUAAGCCAGCUUGUGCACGGACUAGAGCACUGCGUCUGCUAGCCGAGAAACAUUCCAACAGUGAAUUAGUCACACCAUGUCGGCUGCUGCUGGUUUUGAUCGUUUCUUCCAUCAUGAUUGCAGGCAUAUCAUUCAGUGUUGUCCCAGAGGACUUUAAGGAAGGGUCAUGGAAUGAAGUGAUAAACUUAUCUCAAUAUUCAUACACAUUUAACCAUGAGAUGGCCAUGAAGGAGCGAGAGUAUAACUUGGAGUACUACGAAAGACCACAGCACAACUGGAAGGUGGAGCGAAGGUCUGGCCUCUCUGUCGAUGAAUUCUUUGACACCUACGAUGCUAAAUGGCCAGUUAUACUGACAGAUGUAGUAACCAAGUGGCCAGCCAUGAACUGGACUAAAGAAGUUUUCAUCAAGAAAUACGGCAAGGAGCGUGUAGUGAUGAAAGCUGUGGUUGGAGGACUGCAGCAUGCAACUGGACAUGCUCUGCCCUUAGAGGUAUUCAUUGACCACCUAAAUGAAGCCAGUUUCGACACCUGGACAUAUCUAGAAGAUGAGCUAUUUAUUGUUAUGCGUCCGGAGCUGAAAAAGGAUAUCGGCCAAAAUGAAUACACAGAGGAAAAUUUCUUUAACUUGUUUCCGGAGGUGAUACGUCCCUGGGAUUGUAUGAUGCUGUGGGGAACAGCUAAUUCUCGCUCUACUUUGCACAUGGACCCCUAUAAUUGGACUGGUAUAAGUGCAGUUCUCCAGGGACACAAAAAGUGGAAGCUGGUGCCUCCCGGACAGGACCACCUGUUGUAUGUAGACCCUGGUGUCCGCUGCGGCUUCCCUCUCGAAUGUCGCAAAUAUAAUAGUCCAAUUGAUGCUUUUGAUGUGGAUACGAAAAAAUACCCACGAUUUAAACGUCUGCGGUUCCUCGAGGUGGAUCUUUAUCCUGGGGAAAUGCUUGUUAUACCUACAGGGUGGUAUCACCAAGCCUUUAAUGUUGAGCAGACACUGGCGUUAUCACUACAAAUGAUGAACAGGAACAACUACUUAGUCGUACUGGAGGAAAUUAUCAAGGGAGGAAGUUUAAAGCGGAAGAAGUUGCCCGCUUACUUCAGUACACUUCUCCCCCCUGACCAGGUAAAAAUGUUCAUGUCACUCCUCCCCAAAAAGGUGCUACGCCACGGUGAAGAAGUCACAAAGGAAGUAUUGGAUCAGAUCAAGAAAACUAAAGAUAAGCAGGAACGAGUGAAAUCAGGACUUGAAAACAGUGAAGAAAAUAUGUCUAUUUAUGUAUAGUGUUUAAUCAGGACUUGAAAACAGUGAGGAAAAUAUCUGUAUACGGUAUGUAUAGAGUUGAAUCAGGAUUUGAAAACAGCGAGGAAAAUAUAUCUAUAUAUAUGUAAAGAGUUGAAUCAGUACUUGAAAGCAGGGAGAGAAAUAUGUCUAUAUAUGUAAAGAGUUGAAUCGGGAUUGAGAACAGCAAGGAAAACAUCUCUGUAUGGGUAUAAAGGUUGGUCAGGGCUAGAGAACUGUCUGAAUAUGUAACCAUACAUGUACGAAGCUAGGUCUGAGCUGGAAAUUGUGUCCGUACCUGUAAGAAUUUACAACUGAAAUAUCUAACAAUUUAAGUUUGUCUGGCUAUGAACAUUCCUUUCAUACCUUAAUGUUUGUCACUUCUAACCAGCUACCUUUAUGCUGAGAGCUAAAGCAAAAACCCUUUCCAUUGCAGUGCAGAAGGUUGGCCCAAUAUCAGGCAAUUUAACUUUAAUUCCAAAUCUUUCUUUUUUUGAUUCACAUGGACUGAAUAAAUACUGUGUCAGACCAGAAAUUUUAAUUGGAGGGACUGAUUUUAUGUUGGGUAAGACAAGUUUGUAUGUUUCCUGGACCAUGUAUGUAGUUCCUCAGUAACGUUGGUUGUACACUAGACCGAGUUUCCUCUGGCCCUGACACCAUGUCUGGCCUACACCAGACACGGUGUCAGGACCAGAGGAAACUCAGGCUAUAGUUGUACACCAUACAGCAGCCUAUAUAAUGUUGGCUGAGAUGAGUACCUUAUACAUACCAUAUCAGGACCUUGCCUUGAUCACUUAGUCCUUACAUGUAUGUUGCUAGGAUCAGUAUCUAGGACAGGCCCUGUCCUUUAGGACUUACUCCCUGGUAAAUGGCACAGAAACUAUUGAUAUUCCUACAAUCUAAUCAUACAUGUACAUAGUAAUGCCAUGCAUAGCAGGAACAAUUCACUCCUUAUGUCUGACCCUGUCUUUGAGUUACAGACUUAUAAUGUGGAAACAGUCAAGAUAUCCCCAUCCCAAAUUUAUGCAAUUGCUGGGCUUUUCAAAUAGACAAAAUCAUGCUAUUUUAGAAUUGCCCUCGCCAUGUCCUAUAGUGGGAUAUACAGUGUAUCAUGUUUGACAUAGCAUUGGUUUGUUUGGAUUGUAGGUUUUGGGCAAACUAAAACAUCUGACUGAUCGUUAUGACUUUUAAUGUACAAGUGUCCAUUCCAUGAGUUUUGUUUGUUUGAUCUCAGAGCAGGUCUCAUAGUCUAUAUUGUUGUUUGUUUAUAGAUGUACAUUUGAAAUCCAUAGAUAUUAUGUAUUCUGUGAUAUCAAUUGUUUUGAAAAUUUCUUUGAGCAGUGUUUUGUGUUGAUUUGCAAUUAACCACAUAAUUUAGCCCACAAUGCAUCAUCAGAUGCAUGCUGGGAUGUUCAAACUGCCUUAUGUCUGCGGUCUGCCAGUAAACAGUCCCAUUAAAUAUGUUUAUAAAAUUCAUGUGUAGGCACUUGAUGUGACUGUUCAAAGUUGAGACUGAUCUGAAAAAACAUUUAAUGUGACAGUUGAAAUUUGUUAAUUGCAAUUUCUCUUUGCCUCUUUUUCGAUUUUGCUACUGAUCUGAAGAUAAAACUAGUCAUAUGUUGUAAAUACCACAUUCCAUUGGACAGAUAAUUAUUUAGAGAAAGGUACAGAAAAGUUAAAACCUAAUAGAACCAAAUAUAUAUAUAAUACAAACAGUAUAGGGGCACCAAGCUCCCUCCGGGAUGUCCCCUCCGGAAUGGCCCCUCCAGAAUGUCCCUUCCCCCCCCCCCCCCGGAUGGCCCCUCCAGAAUGGCCCCUCCGGGAUGUCUCAUUAUCUAGGUUCAGGUUUGCUGUCCGUCCAUUGUAUACCUGGUCAGUAUGACCUAGAAUGUCUCGCAAUGUAUUGUUAAUGUUAAAACACAUCAUGUUUCCUUGUUGAUAUGGUUUAGAUUACUUUUACAUUUCAAAUUGUUAUUUUUUGUCUUUUUUUUUUAUAUAACAAGUUUAAGUUUUACUGUUUGCACCAUUUGGGGUAUGUAGAUCGGGACGAUGUAUGUAGGUCAUGGUCCAAGAAAUUAAUUAUGUACAAUGUUAUACAUGAUAAAAUAUAUGAUGCAGUUUUGUUUUACAACUGAAUUUGCCUAGAAACCAAAUGUCAGAAUAAGUUAGUGUUGACUUUAGCCAUGAUUGAUCAUGUAUGAUAAUGAGGCAGAUCCCGAAAGUGGAAAAAUAAUUUGUGAUCUAAGUUAAUAUAUCCAGGUGAGUGAUGCAGGGCCCUUUGGGCCUCUUGUUGAUUUUUUAACUGUUCUUCAUGAUGAAAAAACUAGUCUGAAUAUCGGUUACUGUGUGUUGCUGGACCAAUUUGUUGAUGAGCUAGCCGAUUAAAACUUGUUAAUGUACUAAAACACACUAGUUUAUUAACACUAAAAUGACUCCAUGAUUGCUUUAUACUAUAGGCAUAAUCAAUAUUGAUGUUUACUGAUGAGACAUUACUAGUUAUAAUUUAGAUAUUCACGUGUGCAAUAAUGUUAAUUAUUUUAAGUCAGCUCCUUUUUGUAUAGGUUCAGUUGUCUAUUGAUGUUUUUUGCUUUUUUAUUUUUUGGUACAGCAUUUUAGUGUUUCCUUGAUGCAGUUUUUUAUCACUUUUUUUUGUUUUUUGAAUCAUUUACAUCGAAUGUACAAAUAGUUAUUAUUUUUCAUAUAAUUUACAUGCAAUAUCAACUUAAUGACUUUUUGGGAUGAGAUUCAUCAGAUUGCUAAAUAUUAUGUUAUUUGAAAAGGUGUUAAUAAAAUAUUACCUGGUAACUAAUUGGGAGAAAAGCAAAUCUUGAUAACCUGACAGCUGACUGCAUACACUCUCAAUCCAGUGGAAUGUUGGUCAAGGUUUAGUCAUUUAGGCUCUUUGCUGGACAAAUUCUGUUUCAACAGAUCAAAGUUUUGGAAAACUGUGAGCACAGUUUUCCAAUUUCUGUUUAUGAUAGAAAUAAACCUCUUUUCAAAUAAUGUAAUAUUGCUGUUCAUAUCUAACCAAUGAAAGACCACAGCAUGUUUUAACUGAAAUCUAGUCAAGUAUGGGAAAGUAUAUACAAGUCAUUAACAUGAAUAUGUAUAGCUACAGUAUGUAGGUUACUUAUUAAUUGGCUACAUAGUGCCAAUAAAGACAAUGGCAGCAUUUGUGUUGAUGUUACUACGCAAAGCUUUAUUUGUCAUUUAAAAGUUUCAUAAAUUGCAAAAAAGAGAAAAUACGAGCUAUGAAGUCAAUACCACCAGUAGCAACUCCUGGUAAUCUCUCUAGGCCCUCUUUAUUGAUUGAAGUACAUUAUUAACAUUCAUAAAACUUAAAAAUAUUAUCUUUGGAUCCGUUUAUAAUAUCUAAUAAUGAUAAUAUUGAUAUGUAAUGAAUACUCCUAUGUUACCAGAGAGAUACAGUGAGGUUAUAUGGGUAAUGUAUUAAUAUUCUAUGGAUCAGACAAGUUUUCCAACAAUUGUAGAUGUUUUUGUCAUCCUUGAAGAAUAUUUCCCUUAAUUUGAAUUUCCAGGACAAAUGAGCAUGUUCAUACCGGUUAUAAAUCGAGUAAAUCUACCAGAAAUAUAUUACUAUAUUUUUACAUCGUUUUGUAUUGUUUCAUAUGAUAAUAAACUAUUUCAAUGUA
Pecten maximus is the source of this 5269-nucleotide messenger RNA. Its product is annotated as F-box protein At1g78280-like. Lineage: Eukaryota; Metazoa; Mollusca; Bivalvia; Pectinida; Pectinidae. The coding region runs from base 327 to 1619 and encodes 430 amino acids. The record is from RefSeq and is a predicted model, not a curated record. Gene Ontology annotation, biological process: protein hydroxylation; negative regulation of gene expression; positive regulation of translational termination. Gene Ontology annotation, cellular component: nucleus; cytoplasm. The transcript has 10 exons. Gene Ontology annotation, molecular function: histone H4R3 demethylase activity; sequence-specific DNA binding.